AUGAGCUCUAGCACCACAUCGACCUACUGGCGCAUCGGUGCGCUGUACGGCGCUGCCGGCGUUUGCCUCGGAGCCUUCGGUGCUCACGGGCUCAAGUCACGCAUCUCGGACCCUGCCAAGAUCGCGAGCUGGGGCACCGCAGCGCAGUACCAGAUCAUCCACUCUGUCGCCUUGCUCGUUGCUCGCGACAACCCCGUCGCAGCUGGGCUUUUCUUCGCUGGCAUCAACUUGUUCUCAGGCAGCAUAUAUGCACUGAUCAUGGACCCUCGCUUCAAGUUCCUUGGACCCGUCACGCCGCUGGGUGGUCUAUGUCUUAUUGGCGGCUGGCUAGCGUUGGCUUUUGGCAAGCCUUCUGUUGCUGCUGGCGAUCUGAGGCUGUAG
Messenger RNA from Diaporthe batatas, 381 nucleotides. RefSeq lists its product as uncharacterized. The record is from RefSeq and is a predicted model, not a curated record. The transcript is spliced from 2 exons. The coding region runs from base 1 to 381 and encodes 126 amino acids. Lineage: Eukaryota; Fungi; Ascomycota; Sordariomycetes; Diaporthales; Diaporthaceae.